GCGUUUGACACGCGUUCGUCUUUACGUGCACGCAACCAUCUGAACUUUGCCUAAUAUUGUCAAAUGACUUUCGUUGUUUUAUGUUUUAUAUUAUACCUGGGUAUAAACCUUCUUAAAGGAUCCUACCAUGUUUUGUGUAAUCUGUGGUUUUGUAACCGCCCUGGAAAUACAAAUAUUUUUAUGCAGAUUGCAGGCAUUGCGUACAUUAUAAGUUUUAACUAUUUUUAUUUAAAUGAUUGAUAUAAAGACGAAUGCGCAAGUUUGGUGUGUCUUAUGUCGAUAUAAUAAAUUAUAAGUCAUGGGAAAGGAUAUAAAUGAGACACUUAUUGGAAAAAUUGAUGAUGGCGAUACGGAGGUUCGCAAAACAGCACAAGAAAUGGAUGUUAUUCGGCAAAGAACCAUUGCAUAUGAGUAUCUUUGUCGUUUGGAAGAAGCCAAAACAUGGAUGGAAGCUUGUUUAAAAGAGUCGUUACCUCCAGUUGUUGAAUUUGAGGAAUGCUUACGGAAUGGCGUUUACCUGGCUAAGUUGGGCCAUUUUAUUGCUCCUGACUUACUUCCUUGGAACAAAAUAUACGACAUUGAUCAACAUCGUUACAAGGCUAUGGGUCUACAGUUUAAACAUACUGAUAAUAUAAAUAAAUUUCUACAAGUAUUGAAGAAAACUGAAUUACCUGUGACCUUCCAACCAGAAACGACAGAUAUUUAUGACAAUAAGAAUAUGCCAAGAGUAAUUUACUGCAUCCAUGCAUUAAGUUCCCAUUUAUUUAAACUAGGAAAAGCACCUAUAAUUCAUGAUGUCUUUGGAAAAGCUGUUUUCACAGGUAAGAAUGACUUAACAUCAAAAGACUUGCAAAAAUGCAAACAUCCUUUACCAAUGUUUCAAAAAAUCAGUGGCAUCCUAUCAAACAAUAGCAUUGAUCAUAAUGCAAGUACCCACAAAGCAUUACAAGAACUAAAUGAUUUGCUAGAUACAGAAAAACCAAUAACAACUGCUUUAUUGAAUCCUCAGCUCAAACUGAAAUAUGUCCAAAACCGGUUAAUAGAUACCUACAAAGAUGUUUUGAAAAAUGCAAAACAUGAAAAAGUUCAAGUGGCCCAUAAUCAUUCCCUUAAUGACAGUUAUAUCCCUGAUGAUUAUGAUGAAAUGUUGACAUUGGUGGAAAUUCAAGGACACAUAACUUCUACAAACUAUAAGUUCCUGUGGAAAUCUUUGUGUUCAGCUUGCCAUAGAAAUGAUAUUAAUAGUUUACAUAAGAUAUUUAAUGAAGAGUGGGUUAAAUUAAAAGACUACAGCCCUAACAACCUUGACUUUUACUGUGAUGUGGUCCAGGAAUUGACAGAAAAUAGUAAAGAUGUUGAUGUAGAGAGUAUCACAAAUUGGCAUAAAAUAUUUCAAAGCAUAAUUUAUGACGGUAAUAACAAAUCUCUUGAACAUGAUGGUCAUAAAUCAGCCAUAGCCGCUGUAAACAAGGCAUUAGAUGAAGGAAACCCUGAUGAUUUAUAUGUAGCUUUAUCAAAUCCAAAAUUGAAACUUAAGUUUAAAAUCAACAAAUUUGCUAUGCCAUUAUUACAUGAAGAGAUGAGAUUGGAAAAAUGUGAAUUGGAUAAAAAUCUUAAUGAGAGUGAAAUAGCUGCAUCUGUGUCCUAUUUGACUUCAAUAGCCUCUAUUUCUGAAGCAGUUGAAAGAGGUGAUGAAGUAGCAGUUUGGAAUUCCCUUAAUUCUAAGCAAAUACAUUUAGAAAUGUUGCGUCCACAUUGUCGCCGCCGAUAUUUUUCAGCGUUAGUUUCUGCUCUAGAAUUUAAAUUCAAAGAACAAUGUGAAUGCCCUUUGUUAACAUUGGAGGAUGUAAGAGACACAAUUGAAAUGGUUAACAUGAAAGAUGACAAUAAUGAUGAGUUGAUACAAGUUGUUGAUUGCAUAAACAAAGCAGUGUCAGAAGAAAAUGUUAACACUUUAAUAGCAUUGUUGAAGAGCCCUUGUCUUAAACUGCCACUAUCACUACAUAAAGAAGAAUAUCAUUUAUAUAUGAGAACAUUGAAGAAAAGGCUGUUAAACAAAGAAUCUCAAAAUCUUUGGCUGGAUGAUAUUGUUCAAGCUAUUAAUGAUGUUAAUGUUGAAUCAUUGAAAGUGAAGGAACUAACUGAUGCAAUUGUUGAAUUGAAUUUGGCUGUAAUUAAAAAUGAUCUGAAUACAUUUUGGAAAAUGUUGAUGUGUCCACUUCUCUCUGAUUCAAGCUCAGUUGAUAGUUCCUGUAAGGAGGUGUAUUUUCAAAUGUUUUCUAAAGCCAUAAAAAAGAAAGGACAUUAUAUUUGCCCUUGGAUAGUGUGCCAUACAGAAGCUGGUAAUACUGUCUAUAUUGAUGUAGAAUCUUACACGUACAGUUGGACGACACCAAAAGACUUUGUACCUCACGCACGCUACUUGACGAAGAAAGAUAUUAAAGCUAUUAUAGAAAAAACAAAUAAACACCACAUCAAUUCAUAUAAACAGAUGCAUUUUGAGAAAACAUUAAUUAAAUUCCAAGCUCAUUGCAAAGGUUAUUUAAUGAGACAAAAGAUUGAAAGAUACAAUUAUUUUAAAUAUAAUAUAGGAUCAAUUAUAAAAAUACAAUCAUGGUGGAGGCGGAUUUUGAUUCAAAGAAAAUAUGGGACUUUGAUUAAAAUGAAAGCUAUUGAAGCAAAAUUGAAGCAAGAAAGAAAAUUAAAUCCUUUAGCUUGGUACAAAGUGCAAGAACAAAAAAUAGUCAAAAUACAAGCUAUUUGGCGUGGACGGCGUGCGCGAGAAGCCUUCACUUCUCUGUUUCACUCUCCCAAUCCACCCUUACGAGUUGUUAAGAAAUUCAUACAUAUGCUAGAUUUUACCACAGACGAUUACGACAGAGAAAUCGAACUUCAGACAUUAAAAUCUGAAGUUGUUCAGUCAAUUCGAAAAAAUCAGGAACUAUCAAAGCAAAUUGAUGACAUGGACCUAAAAAUUGGUCUCCUAGUACAAAAUCGUAUUGCUUUGCAAGAGGUUGCUGCUCAUGGCUUGAAACUGAACAAUUUAGUGAAACAUAGUUCUAUGAAUAAAUUGACUGUAAACAAAGAUGCAAAGGGGUCCUUAGCCACUAUCACAACUGCGGUUAAGGGUCUAAAAUCUCUUACUAAAGAAAGCAAAAGGCUCUUAGACGGCUACCAACAUUUAUUCUAUGAAUUGCAGACAAAUCCUACAUAUUUAUCUAAACUUUUGUUUUGUAUACCACAAAAUAAAACAAAUUCUUUUCUGCAAAAUGUCGUUCUGAGUCUUUAUAAUUUUGGCGCAUAUACAAGAGACGAAUAUCUGUUGUUAAAAUUAUUUAGAUUUACUUUAGAGGAGGAAAUUAGCUGUAAGGUCACGAAACCUUUCGACAUCAUAGCAUCCACACCUUUGGUCCUUAAAAUGGCAGUCAGUUUGUCGAGACAAUUAUCUGGUUUAAAUAGCCUUCAAACCAUAAUAGGACCUCUAGUGGAAAAAAUUAUACAGGAUAGAGAGUUAAACAUUGAAACAGGUCCAAUAGAAAUUUAUAAAGCUUGGAGAAAUGAGACUGAAAUGAAAACGGGCCAAAUUUCAAAACUGCCAUACUCGGUGACCCAAGAAGAAGCUCUUAAUUAUCCUGAAGUUAAAACUCGUUUAGAAAAGGCACUCACCCAAUUAAAAGCGGUUGUAUCCAUGUUUUUGGACAAAAUAACAUCAUCCACGGAUUUAUUACCCUUCUGUAUCACAUACAUGGCAAGGGUUUUACACAGAUCACUAACAUCGAAAUUCCCCCAUACACCCGAAAAAGAUGUUUUAAAGGUGAUUGGAAAUCUCGUUUACUAUCAAUUCUUUAAUGCUGCUAUAGUGGCCCCUGAUGCGUUUCAUAUAAUCAACAUGCCAAAUGGCAGCUGCCUCACUACUGACCAAAGAAAGAAUCUCGCAUCCAUUGCUAAAAUUUUGCAUUUCUCAGCAGCUAAAAAGGGGUUCGGUGAGGAGUCAAGUCACCUCCGUUGUCUGAAUCCUUUUAUAGUGGAAUGUCACGAGAAAAUGAAAGAGUUGUUCAGACGAUGUUGUCGCGGUCCGACACUAGAAGAAUAUUUUGCGGUCGACGAAUAUACGGAAGCUACUUUACUUAAUCAUCCACAUAUUUAUAUUACUAUUCAAGAAAUUGUAGACACUCAUGCCCUCCUUAUAGAAUACCAAGAUGUGAUUGCUCCAGAUCCAGACGACCGGCUAAAUGAUUUGCUUGAUGAGCUAGGAGAAGUGCCCAGUGUAGCACAACUUGCUUCCAGAGAUGUUACUAUGCAAGUGGGUGAUUGUGAGGAAAAUGCCCGUUUGGAAGUAUGUUUGGCUCUUGUAAAUAAAUUCCAAGCGCCUACUGACGACAUGACUGAUUUGAAUAAACUUUUUAUUAAAACUAAAGAGUUGUGCGUCGCUAUAAUUCCCUUUUUAAACGGUGAACAUUUACUGGAAGCAAUAUGUAUUGGCACUACAAAAGAACAACAAGAAAAAUACAAUGAAAAAGUACAAAGGCGGAUAUAUUCAGGACAAGCGAGACCCGACGAAGCGAUGUCAUUACGUGAGCAUAUCGCAAAAUUGCGAAGAAAUUUGCAAAUGUUAGAAGAUGAAGGCUAUGUAACCAGAGAGGAUGGAUACCAAGCCCUAAUAACAUCCAUAGCUUUGGAUUUGUGUAACAAAGGGAAGUAUAGACAAGCUCAAAGGCGCGCUUUAGCAACCUUGACGCGAACAAAACAGAGUCUCAUGGAGAAGACAAAGUAUUAUGAGGACAAGUGUAAGUCAUAUGACCAGUAUAUUAAAUCAUGUCUUGCUAAUCUUCAUGCUGGGAAAAGGAGUGUUCAUGCGUGCUUGCGUAGGUCAGGGAAGGAUGUGCAAAAAUUGAAAUCGAAAUUAACAGUUAAGUACUCAGGUGCUAAGUUGUUGGAAAGAGGCAUUCUAUUAGAGAUUGACGGACUUUCAACAUCACAGUUUAAAAACGUCCAAUUUGAAAUUACUCCAACAGAUCAUAAUGGUGUCUUUACCAUUAAAGGGAAGUUUAUGGGAGUGGAGAUGGAAUCUGUUGAUAUUGAUAUUCAAGAUCUUUUGCAAAAGCAAUAUGAAGGCUGUGCGAUAAUGGAUAUGUUUGGCAAAGCCAAAAUAAAUGUUAAUUUAUUAAUUUUCCUAUUGAAUAGUAAGUUUUAUAAAUAAUGUUAUCAUUAAAGCUUUGACGAAUGGAUUAGCUCGAACAUGUGGAGAUCUGGGCAAGAUCAUCUCAUUAUUAACGACAUAAUACAAUGCUACAAGAGAAGCACAAUCAAAGUAUGGCAGUUUCGUAUACUUUUGGUCAAACAAAAUAAUGUGUUUGUUUAAUAUAUAAGAGAUAAACUCGUCGUAAAAAUCACAACUCAGGUCGUUAUUAGUAGAUUUUCUCAGUAACAAUAUGAUCUUGGCCAAACCGAGAGUUACUCCAUAAUAUUAUACAUAAUUGAAUGAAUGAAUUUAAUGGUAUAUUAGUUGUGAUAUUAUUGUAUUAAGCUUUUUUUAUUUUUAAACAGUAUUGGUUAUGCUAGGUGCUUUACUUUCGUAAUUAUUAUUUUAGUUAAGUUUUUUUUUUCAAAGACCAUUAUCCGUGAUCCAUAAUGUCGCAAAUCAACUCCAGAAAAUAGAUUGUAAUUAAAGUUGAAAAAACAGCAACACAAAUGUUCUGUUACAUCGAAAAGCCCAAAGAUCAAUGGUAGAAUAAUUUUUGGUAAAAAUUUAAUCUAUGGGUUUAUAAUGUAUACAAAUUAAUUUAAUUAUAUAAGUUGAAAUAAAAGUCUAUUUUAGUUAAAGCAAUAGAAAAAGAACUCACUUUCAAAUAUCAAAUAACUAUUAUCAAGUACCAUUUUUCACAAUCCAAGUGUUGCCAAUAUAGCAUAUUCAACAUUUGCUAUAUUUGGCUUAUAGACGCCACCUAUUAUUCUCGUCGAAUUUCAUAUAUGAAAGGCUUUGCCAUUAUUAUUAAUGUUAAAUCCAUGUAACGUGUUUUUCUUUCGUGUGAUUUUGCUGUAUUAGUCGUGAACUAAACAGAAAGGUCAUAAACAGUAGUGGCGAGAAGCAAUAUAUUGAGUCCCGAUUUUGAGUUUAUACCAUAUAUUUAAUAUAAGCAAGUUAAUUGAAAUACCGGCACUAAUUUAAAAAUAUAUAAGCCACUCCUAUCUUUCUUAUAAAAAGGAGAAAUAUAAUGUUUUUAUUUAGUGUAAUUGUUAUCGUACUGGUCAUUGCAUACAAACCUAAGCAUCAGGUAUGAUAAGUAUAAGGAAAAAGGAUGAAAAAAAGGUGGAUUUGCAUUGUUCGAUAUCACCAUUAAUGUGUUAAAUUUUAAUUUUAUUUUGUGUACCUGUCCCCAAUGGUGUAAAGUCCCAUAUUUCUCACUGCGUGUUGCAGAGUACAUAAUGCAUGUUGAAAGGUUCUCAACAUUUAAACAAAAUUUUCAGCAGCAUCGUUGAUCAACAGUACCUUAACUAAUUCUACUUUACCAUGAAUACCAAUGUUUCAGUUUUUUUGUGACAUAGCUUUACAAUCUGAUUACGCAAUUUAGUACCUUAUUUACACCAAAAAAUUAUUUAAAUUAUGUACUCAUCUCAAACCUUAUUCUUGGUUUUUAUAUUAAGUGAUGAUUACACUGUAUGUUUAAUUUAAUGUACAUGAUAGUUAGUAGCACUAUAUGUACUGUAUAUUAUAAUCCUAUAUAUGUAUGUUCAAUAAUUACAUAUUGAAUUUACCCUUUUUUGGUUCUUUAUUAAUAUUUAAAGGUACAACUUAUGCACUAAUAUUUUUUUUAGUUUUAAGAUGCAUGUAUUAAAUUACUAAUAAUUAGAAGACCUUAGCGUAUUUUAAACUAAUCUAAUCAUUAAUUAUGUAAUGUUUUUAUAUAUUUCGUACAAUAAAUGAGGCUAAUUUUGC
Messenger RNA from Zerene cesonia (dogface butterfly), 6937 nucleotides. Its product is annotated as ras GTPase-activating-like protein IQGAP1. The transcript has 15 exons. Gene Ontology annotation, molecular function: calmodulin binding; GTPase activator activity; actin filament binding. The record is from RefSeq and is a predicted model, not a curated record. Lineage: Eukaryota; Metazoa; Arthropoda; Insecta; Lepidoptera; Pieridae. Gene Ontology annotation, cellular component: cytoplasm. Bases 299 to 5200 code for a protein of 1633 amino acids. Gene Ontology annotation, biological process: regulation of actin cytoskeleton organization; regulation of GTPase activity.